AGCGCGCCUGGGACCGCGGAAAGAUGGCUGCUGCAGCGGGGUGGACGGCGCCCAGGAGCGGGCUCUAGGGUUCGCGCCACCCCGUCCCCGCCGCUCCCUUACCAUGAGGCCAGUGAGUCGCCGCACGCUGGACUGGAUUUACUCCGUGUUGCUACUUGUGAUCGUCUUGCUUUCCUGGGGAUUCGUCAUCUAUGCAUCAACUGUAGCUGCGCGAAGGCAGCUGCACAAGGAGUUUCCAGAUAAAUUCUUUGAAAUGAAUGAACUUUGGUAAUUCUUAGCAAACACAGUUCUUUACCCCCAAAUGGCACCUAUGUAGACUUAAAAGUAAAAUUCACAAUCCAAAUUGCAUAUUGUC
Messenger RNA from Chionomys nivalis (European snow vole), 355 nucleotides. It is a transcript of the gene Tzmp1, whose product is annotated as small integral membrane protein 27. Bases 104 to 271 code for a protein of 55 amino acids. The record is from RefSeq and is a predicted model, not a curated record. The transcript is spliced from 2 exons. NCBI's taxonomy places the organism in Eukaryota, Metazoa, Chordata, Mammalia, Rodentia, Cricetidae.